Strongyloides ratti is the source of this 555-nucleotide messenger RNA. Its product is annotated as Apolipoprotein O family-containing protein. The record is from RefSeq and is a predicted model, not a curated record. Gene Ontology annotation, cellular component: MICOS complex. NCBI's taxonomy places the organism in Eukaryota, Metazoa, Nematoda, Chromadorea, Rhabditida, Strongyloididae. Gene Ontology annotation, biological process: cristae formation. The transcript is spliced from 2 exons. Bases 1 to 555 code for a protein of 184 amino acids.
AUGGAUUAUAUAGAAGCAGCAAAAAAUAAAACAGCUGAUUUUUAUAAACAAUGGGUUCGGCUAUCAAACAUGGAGAAUAAAGCUCCAGAAAAUUUGACAACUAUUAAUGAUCUUCCUUUCUACAAUGAUCAAAAGACAGAUUUGACAAAGUAUACAUAUGUUGAAGAAUCACCAAUUUUACUUCAAAAGUCAGUUUCAGUAGCACGUCAAAUAGCAUCCGAUCAAUAUUCUUUGAUUUCUGAACGUUUUGAAGUUGUUAAUAAAUUUGGAAAAUGUGUAAAAAAACAUUAUUACAAUACCAAAGAAUAUAUUGAGAAGGAAGGUACAGUGAUUCCAAAAGCAGCAAUUAUAACUUUAGGUGGAAUCUCUGGAUUUAUACUUUAUUUUAGAAGAUAUGGUUUAAGGAAAUAUUUUUAUGCUACAGCAGGUAUUGGGGUUAUGACGGCUUUUUGUUAUCCUGAAGAAACUGUUGAUGUUGUCAAAACAGGAUAUUACCACUCUUUAUCAGCAUAUGAAAAAUUUAAAGAAGGCGAUAAAAAAGAAAAAAAACAUUAA